AUUGAUUUUUUGUGAAUUAUUUUUUUAAUAUUAGAGUUAUCUUUUAAUCUGUAUUUUUAUUGAUUUUGUAUUAAUUUAUGGAUUUAUUUAAUUUCAACAACAAAUCACUUAUUAUGUGUAAUAUUCCGAUAAUAUUCCUACGAAUUUCAAAUAUUGAAUUUUUGUAUCAAUAAACCAAACCACAAGAGAUUAUCUCAAGAUGACGGUCAACAUCGCCGGUGUCUUAUCAGUGAUACUAUUUUAUAUAGUGAUCCUCGUUGUGGGCAUUUGGGCGGGACGUAAGAAGAAGUCGGAGGGAGAGGGCGAUGAGUUUGAAACGGAAGAAGUGAUGUUAGCAGGCAGAAAUAUUGGCAUGUUUGUCGGCAUUUUCACUAUGACUCCACAUGGGUUGGCGGCGGAUAUAUCAAUGGGACGGCAGAAAUCAUAUAUAGUUCGGGCAUAAU
Medioppia subpectinata is the source of this 443-nucleotide messenger RNA. NCBI's taxonomy places the organism in Eukaryota, Metazoa, Arthropoda, Arachnida, Sarcoptiformes, Oppiidae. The record is from the annotation of a GenBank genome assembly.